This is a messenger RNA of Lutra lutra (Eurasian river otter), 1703 nucleotides long. RefSeq names its product SPOC domain-containing protein 1-like. The record is from RefSeq and is a predicted model, not a curated record. NCBI's taxonomy places the organism in Eukaryota, Metazoa, Chordata, Mammalia, Carnivora, Mustelidae. Bases 384 to 1703 code for a protein of 439 amino acids. The transcript has 5 exons.
CCCAGAAGCCCAAGGGAUUGGCACCUCCGCCGGGAAGCCCUCGGGAGGAAGAGCGCGCCCUCUGCCGGUGCCAGGGCGCCAGUACGCCUGGGGUGCAGUCCACAGCGCCUCUUUAGAGGCCCCACCCCUGCCCCUCACCCCCUCACGUGACUCCAGCUCCCUCCCAGCCUGCGGGUGGUUCGGUGCGGGGAGCUCGGGGAACCCAGAACGAUGUGGAAGCCAGCUCCGGGUCAGGCUUGAAACCACACCGGCCAGGGGCAAGCUCUGGGGUCCAAGUUUGGGCUGGCAGCAGGAAGAGGGUCCUGAGGGAAGAGACCCAUCGAGGUACCCGCUCCCAGGCUGGAGGUGCUCCUGGGGCGGGCCUGGAGGCUGAGGCCCACUCGAUGGCCCUGGAGCUACAAGGCAAGGGACUGAGUCAGGAGUUGGUGCCUGGCCCCCAGCUCCUCUCCCAGCCACCCGGAAUGUCUGCUCAGGGGAAGGCUCCGGCCUUCAGGAGGCUCCAGGUUUCUCUGCAUGACAUCUUCGCUGAAAGUUGGCCCAGGAACCCUUGUCCCGUGUGUUUGGGUUUUCCAGAGAGAGCUUUGGUUGGCAGGGAGAGGCUGGGAGGGGUGGGGAGGAGGAGCUGCCCCGGGCCAGGAGAGGCGGGAGGAGGUUGGAGUGAUGAAAGGGGCCCUACCCUCAGUAAAGAGCGGCCUCCCAAAAGGAGGCUACCAUCCUCCCCAGACCCAGCCCCUAUGGGGGCAAGAAAGAACAGCAGGAAGUAUGAGGCCUGCUCAGAGGGUGGGGAGGGGGCAGGAGGCUUCUUGUGGUCUGGUCAGAGCCCUGGUGGGGACAAUCCCCUGUGUGAGGGAGACCCCCCACCAGGGGCUGACGUGGGGUCCUUGGGAGACCUUUGUGGUCCUCUCUCUCCCAACAACACUGGGCCUGGGUCAGGAGAUCCAGGUGGAACUUGUGUGGGAUGUGUCUCAGGGACUGUGAAGUUUGAAUAUUUGCCUGCUGCAGAGAACGGGGUCCAGCCAGGCAGCCCCUCUGACCCUGUAGGGGUCCUACCACCUGAUGGAGGGGAAUCCCUCAGGCCAGCUGUCUGGGAUCCCAGCUCUGCACUAGACCUUGGAGCAUCUGGAAAGGCCUCCACAGUGUGGCGAGAAGCUGAGCACCUAGUCGGGGCUCGCUGUGAUGAUGGCCCUGCUGUCUCACACAGUCAGGAAGAGCUAGAGGUCAAGGCUCAGCCAGAGUCCAGGGGGAGGCUGGGAGAAGGACCCCCUGCUCCCACUGACAGCCCCUCCAGCUCCUUGGCGUCUACAACCAGCAGGGCUCACUCGGGCCCAUUCAUGGGACAGAGAAGAUCCAAGUAUGCUAAGAAGUCGAGGAGAGGCCCAGUGUCCAGCGCCCAGCACCAGGGCGUAGACAGGAGUGCGGAUGACUUCAGCGAGGACCAGCCAGACAAAUCCCACCCAGGAAGCUUCCCCAAACCGCUUGGUUCUGGGGCAGUGCUCCACCUCCUGGGGGCCCUCCGCCGUGGCCAGGCAGGGGAGCCGCAGCCCCCAAAGCUGGAGGUGCUGGAGGACAUGAUGGAGGUCAGCUUAGCAUCGCCUGUCCAGAGGCCCAGAAGGAAGGAAAGGCCCGUGGUCCAAGGCCCUGCCAGGUGCCAGGAGGGGGCUCCUGUGUGUGAGGCCUGUGCUGAGCAGAAGCUGGGGAGGUGA